Messenger RNA from Penicillium paradoxum, 1749 nucleotides. Its product is annotated as deoxyribodipyrimidine photo-lyase PHR1. The record is from RefSeq and is a predicted model, not a curated record. Gene Ontology annotation, molecular function: FAD binding; DNA binding. The coding region runs from base 1 to 1749 and encodes 582 amino acids. Gene Ontology annotation, biological process: entrainment of circadian clock by photoperiod; circadian regulation of gene expression. The transcript has 2 exons. Gene Ontology annotation, cellular component: nucleus; cytoplasm. NCBI's taxonomy places the organism in Eukaryota, Fungi, Ascomycota, Eurotiomycetes, Eurotiales, Aspergillaceae.
AUGCCGCCAAAGAGAAAAGCUCCCGAACCGGAGGUUGAAGACACCAAAGUCGCGCAUGCGAGCAAAAAGGGCCGUCCCGACCUGCGCCAGCCGCACCCGAAUGCGACGCAAACCGAGGACUUUGGAAUCGUCCUACGCGAAUUCUACCCGCCAGAGAUGAGUAACGAGCGAUGUCAAGCAUAUACCAACGGAGAGCUGGAACGUCCCAUUGAAACGUUGCAAAAGGCCUGCCAAGAGACCGCGGACAAGCGCCGGGAAAUCGGCGUGGGUAGUGCGGUAGUUCAUUGGUUCAAGAGCGAUCUUCGGCUUCAUGAUAAUAGAGCCCUGUACGCGGCCUACGAAUGUGCGAAGGAGAACCAACUUCCGUUGAUUUGUCUGUAUAUCGUCUCCCCCGAGGACUGGACGGCACAUUCGACCAGUCCAGCUCGUGUGGACUUCACCUUGCGCACUUUGCGACGACUGCAACACGAUCUGGGAGAGCUGGAUAUUCCCUUGCACAUGGAAACGCAGGAGAAACGAAAAGCGAUUCCUAAGCGCAUUGUAGAACUCUGCCAGCAGUGGGGUGCGAAAACCCUAUACGCCAAUAUUGAGUACGAGGUGGAUGAGCUGCGACGAGAGGCUAAGCUGGUGCGAUUGUGCGCGGACAGCGAUAUCAGUUUUUCUCCCACUCAUGAUAAUUGUGUGGUCACUCCUGGAGCUCUCGCUACUCAGCAAGGCAAACAAUAUGCCGUUUACACUCCGUGGUAUCGGACUUGGCUGGCGUUCUUGAAAGAGAACCCGGAUUACCUUGAGGUGUCCGAGGAACCUGGAUCCAACCCGGGCGAUGCGCGCAAACAAUUGAAGGACCUAUUUGAUUGCGAGAUACCUGCCGCACCGAAAACCCACACAUUGUCAGACGAUGAGAAAAAGCGCUUUGAGGAGCUCUACCCAGCUGGCGAACACGAAGCUCUCCAGCGACUGGAGAGGUUCUUGGAGGAAAAGGGUAAAAAGUAUGAGGAAAUGCGCAGUAUGUUGCCUGGACAGCACACUUCCAUGCUGAGUCCAUACUUUGCAUGUGGAGCACUCAGCGCCAGAACUGCCGUUGUGACAGCGAAGAGAAUAAACAAAGGCCAUAUCGAUCGAUAUGAUCCUGGGUACAUGACCUGGAUCAGCGAGGUGGCCUGGCGUGACUUCUACAAGCACGUACUGACCAAUUGGCCAUUUAUCUGUAUGAACAAGUGCUUUAAACCCGAACAUACCAAUAUCGAAUGGGAAUACGAUGCGGACCUCUUCCAAGCCUGGUGCGACGGAAAGACAGGAUUCCCGAUCGUCGACGCAGCAAUGCGUCAGAUGCGACAUUGCGCGUGGAUGCAUAACCGCACGCGCAUGGUCGUCUCAUCGUUCCUGACCAAGGACUUGAUGCUGGACUGGCGUCGUGGGGAGCGAUACUUUAUGGAGAACUUGAUUGAUGGCGAUUUCGCAUCCAACCACGGUGGCUGGGGAUUCGGAUCCAGCACUGGAGUUGAUCCACAGCCCUAUUUCCGGAUCUUCAAUCCCCUGCGCCAGAGUGAGCGAUUCGACCCGGAGGGAGAGUAUAUUCGCCGCUGGGUACCCGAGCUGCGCGAUGUGUCAGGCAAAGCGAUUCACGAACCCUAUGCGAGGGGAGCGGCGGCCAUCGCGCAAAAGAACGGGUAUCCCAAGCCUAUAGUUGACCAUUCAAAGAGCCGGGACAGGGCGCUAGAACGGUUUAAGAGUGUACUUAAAGGCUAG